CCCACCCACCCACUCACCGCAUCCAUCUCCUUCCUUCCUCCUCGGCUCCUACCCCCUCACAGAGGACGACGCUUCGUGACGUCAGCAGCCAUGGUGAAGGCCUACCCCACGGUGAGCGAGGACUACCUCAAGGCGGUCGAGAAGGCCAAGCGCAAGCUCCGCGGCCUCAUAGCCGAGAAGAACUGCGCUCCGCUCAUGCUCCGCCUCGCCUGGCACUCCGCCGGUACCUUCGAUGUCGCCACCAAGACCGGGGGGCCCUUCGGCACCAUGAAGAACCCCACGGAGCAGGCGCACGGAGCCAACGCCGGUCUCGACAUCGCCAUCAGGCUCCUCGAGCCCAUCAAGGAGCAGUUCCCCAUCCUAUCCUACGCUGAUUUCUACCAGCUUGCAGGAGUCGUGGCCGUUGAGGUCACCGGCGGCCCUGAGGUCCCCUUCCACCCAGGGAGGCAGGACAAGCCUGAGCCUCCACCGGAAGGCCGCCUUCCUGAUGCCACCCAAGGUUCUGACCACCUCAGGCAGGUGUUCUCCACACAGAUGGGUUUGAGCGACCAGGACAUUGUUGCGCUUUCUGGUGGUCACACCCUGGGAAGAUGCCACAAGGAUAGGUCUGGCUUUGAGGGAGCCUGGACUUCCAACCCUUUGAUCUUUGAUAACUCUUACUUCAAGGAGCUUCUGAGUGGUGAGAAGGAAGGCCUUCUGCAGCUGCCAAGUGACAAAGCCCUCCUCUCUGACCCAUCCUUCCGCCCGCUUGUCGAGAAAUAUGCAGCGGAUGAGGACGCUUUCUUUGCUGACUAUGCUGAGGCCCACCUGAAGCUUUCUGAACUGGGAUUUGCUGAGGCGUAAGGUGCUUCCAGAAAAGGGCAAAAGAAGGGGGCUGGGGGCGGUUGAAGAUUGUUGCCUAGCCGAAUUUAUCUUUGUGGCUGUUUAGCACCUAAGACCAUUACGAACCAGAAGAGUGUGGUGGCGGCUUGGCUGUAAUAAACAUUCGUGGGCCUUAUGAGGCAGGACAUCUUUCGUGUGUUUCCAUGGAACGGUUAGAGUACGGUGAUUUCCUUUCCGGGGGUUGAUGAAUUCAGCUGAAGGUGCAGUAGUGUGUAAUGUCAUGGUUCUUUUCAUCUGUUGUGAUGUUGGUUACCAUAUCUUAAUUCUCUCUGUUCACGAAA
Molecule: messenger RNA, 1163 nt
Organism: Panicum hallii
Lineage: Eukaryota; Viridiplantae; Streptophyta; Magnoliopsida; Poales; Poaceae
Product: L-ascorbate peroxidase 2, cytosolic
Exons: 9
Coding region: 91-843 (250 amino acids)
Biological process (GO): response to reactive oxygen species; cellular response to oxidative stress; hydrogen peroxide catabolic process
Molecular function (GO): heme binding; peroxidase activity
Source: RefSeq, a predicted model, not a curated record